Phytophthora sojae is the source of this 573-nucleotide messenger RNA. RefSeq lists its product as hypothetical. The record is from RefSeq and is a predicted model, not a curated record. NCBI's taxonomy places the organism in Eukaryota, Oomycota, Peronosporomycetes, Peronosporales, Peronosporaceae. The transcript has a single exon. Bases 1 to 573 code for a protein of 190 amino acids.
AUGAAGCUCACCGCCUUCCUCGUGACCUUCCUUGCCGUCGCUGGAGCCGCCCAGGCCGGCAACCCCGAGAAUGUAGCGCAGAGCUCGACAUCGCACAGCGGCCACGCCGAUGUCGUUGGCGCAACCCCCGCGCCCACAACGUUCGCGGACGUACCGACCCCCGCUCCGACCAACUUCAGCGACCCGACUCCAGCUCCCACGUUCCCCACGGCAGCGCCGACUGUUAGCGCGGAUUUGGCGCCCACGCCAGCUCCCACGACGUCGUCCGGCAGCGAGGACGCGACUCAGUCAGAGCGCGAAUCCACUGGCAUAGUCGGCCAGGCGUACUCGACCACAGGAGCUGUUGGUGUUGCCUACGCUACAACGCGCUCCGAGUAUGAGGCCACUAAGAGCUCCACUGGUGACUCCAGCAGCGGUCUUACUGUGCCGAUCGCGGCGGGUGUUGGCUGCUUGCUUGUUGUGCUCGGCGCGGUGGCUGCUGCUGUGAUCAUUCGCAAGCGCAAGAACACGGCGGAAGAAGCCGAAAUCGACUACUCGGACGCGAUCCACACGCCUGCUGUGUCUGCUGUGUAA